Molecule: messenger RNA, 1251 nt
Organism: Drosophila nasuta
Lineage: Eukaryota; Metazoa; Arthropoda; Insecta; Diptera; Drosophilidae
Product: palmitoyltransferase ZDHHC16
Exons: 6
Coding region: 97-1251 (384 amino acids)
Molecular function (GO): palmitoyltransferase activity
Source: RefSeq, a predicted model, not a curated record
GUUCCAAUACGAACAGCUGAUGGUAUACAAAACAAAAAAGGAUGCAUGAAGGAUUGUUAGUAUUAAAUAUCAAAAUAUAAGUGAAAAGUUGAAAGAAUGGCGCGUAUUACAUGGCGGGGCAACUGGGCACAAAACAUAGUCUCAAUACUAAGACUGCGCUGGGCUUACAUGAAGCAUUGUUGGCAUUCCUUAACGUUCAACGCGCACAUGAACUCUGGCUAUGCCACGGAUGUGUGCAUGACACCCAUCUUCUGGAUCGUCGACAACUAUACUUAUUGCCUGGGUCCAUUUUUCGUUGUGGGCGUUGCCAUUUUAACCACUGCCAUUGUCAGCAUUGCCUAUUGGAUUGGCUUUCCAUUUUGGUGGGCCAAGAGCCCAGCUGUCACCGUAUUCCUGCUCAUAUUUGGCAACUGGAUACUGCUCAACAUCAUCUUUCACUAUGUGAUGGCUGUGAUCACGCCCGCCGGACAUCCGCCCGAAGGCGUUUCCCAGGUAGAGGCAGUAAGCAUGUGUGCCAAGUGCAUUGCCCCAAAACCACCACGCACUCAUCACUGUUCCAUCUGCAACCGUUGCAUAUUGAAGAUGGAUCAUCACUGUCCUUGGCUUAACAAUUGCGUGGGCUAUGGGAAUCAUCGCUACUUCUUUCUGUAUAUGAUUUAUACAACGAUGGGCUGCCUGUUUCUGAUCAUUGCUGGCUUGGAGAUUGGCCACAAAUAUCUGUGGUUAGAUCAUAGUGAUAACUGGACAGAGCUGGAACCACUUGAAGGACAUCCCGUGAAAUUCAAUCUUACUGGGCACAUUAUACCGGUGACACAUCCCAAUGAGUAUGAUGAUGUCUUGUUGCCGCCAGCUGUACACAAUCUGCCCGUUCCUGUUGACGACCCUGAGACUUCUUCGCCUACACGUCGACGCGUUAUGUGGUUCAUGGCAAUUACCAAUGUCGCUGUGGUUAUUGCUCUCGGCAGCCUUUGCAGCUGGCAUGCUAAGCUAAUAACUCGCGGCGAGACGAGCGUCGAGGCGCACAUUAAUGAGGCGGAGACUAAGCGCUUGCUGCAGCAACAACGCAUCUACAUCAAUCCCUAUAAUUUUGGCACCAAAAAAGAACUGGAAACUCUUUUUGGGCCUCGUACGUGGCAGAUCUUUUUUGGCGCACUGUGUUGCUGCCGUCGUGGCACAAACCCGAAGGAAACGGUCUCAACUUUCACACCGUUCAUGAUGCUCCUUUCGAGGAUGAGUGGCCGUAGUCUUUAG